UGCCGCUCUUUCUCGUCGGUCCCCACUUUUCAAAGGGUUCAAAGUUCAAACCCAGUUGCCCAUAAUGUAGCAAAAGAAUGUACCUUUCCCACAUAUAUACGCGCACACAUUCACCCACACUCUGAUUUUCUUUUCUUCUCGUAGACUCCGAAAAUCUUGCUGAAACAUAAAAAUAAAAUCUCGGCGGAUUUUAUUUAUUUUUCCCCAAAACCCUUUUAUUUUUUUCUUGCUUCCUGCAAAAAUCUUGGGGCCUUUACCAUCUGACACUGAGAAUCAUGGCUCUGGUGGGAGAUUUAGGGCUCAAGUUUGGCGGGGUGAUGAGGAAAAACUCGGGCACCAUCGGCCUAAACAAAAGUUUUUUCUCCGGCCUCCCAAUUUCUAAAAGAGACAAGCUUUUUCUUAGUCCGAGGAAUUUGAGGCCUGUAGAGCCCAAAUUUGGGGUCAAAAUUCAGGCAGUUAUGCAAGUGGAUGUUGAGAGUAGAAAAAUUUCAACCGAUCCCAAGAUUUCGGAGGGGGUUUUGGGAUUCGACGUGGUUUCUGAAGCGGAGCUGAGGAAAAAGGGAUUCUUGGGGCUGAGGAAGACGAAGCUCGUCUGCACCGUGGGGCCCGCUUGCUGCUCGUCGGCCGAGCUGGAAAAGCUGGCCCUUGGAGGCAUGAACGUAGCCAGGCUUAACAUGUGUCACAAUACCAGGGAAUGGCAUAGGGAUGUAAUUGGGAAAAUCAAGAAGUUGAAUGAGGAAAAGGGGUAUUGUGUUUCUGUGAUGAUUGAUACUGAGGGUAGCCAGAUUCAUGUAGUUGAUCAUGGUGCUCCUUCCUCUGUAAAAGCAGAGGAUGGAUCGAUUUGGUUCUUUACAACUGAAAAGUUCGAGGGGUCGCGCCCUUUUACGGUUCAAGCGAGUUAUGAAGGUUUUUCUGACGGGAUUAAUGUGGGUGACAAGAUUGUGUUUGAUGGAGGAAUGGCAACUUUUGAAGUCUUAGAAAAAAUUGGGAAUGAUCUGCGUUGCAAGUGCACGGACCCUGGCUUACUCUUGCCACGAGCCAAACUGAGCUUCUGGAGAGAUGGAAAGCUUGUAGAGAAAAAAUAUGAACUUCCAACUCUGUCCACUAAGGAUUGGGCCGACAUUGAAUUUGGAAUCUCUGAAGGCGUUGAUUUUAUUGCCAUGUCAUUUGUCAAUGAUGCCGAUGCUGUCACGCAUUUGAAGAAUUAUAUUUCCAACAAAUCCUCCAAAUCAAUAAAAGUCUUGGCGAAGAUAGAGAGCCUCGAGUCACUUCAUACAUUGGAGGAAAUUGUCGAGGCAUCUGAUGGUAUCAUGAUAGCGAGAGGUGACCUUGGAGUCGAAAUCCCACUCGAACAAAUUCCGAACGUGCAAGAAAAAAUUACAUUUGUGUGCAGACAGCUUAACAAGCCUGUAGUUGUUGCUUCUCAGCUUCUCGAGUCGAUGGUUGAAUAUCCUACUCCAACAAGAGCCGAGGUUGCUGAUGUGUCUGAGGCUGUACGCCAAUAUGCGGAUGCAUUGAUGCUGUCUGGGGAAUCAGCAAUUGGCCCAUUUGGGCAAAAGGCUCUGUCUGUGUUGAGCACUACCAGCAGCAGAAUGGAACUAUGGAGUCGUGAGGAGAACAGACAAAAUGUUCUGUCGAAGCAUAAACUCGCAUCAUCCUUGCCCGACCAAAUAGCCGAGCAAAUAUGCAAUUCUGCUGCACAAAUGGCAAAUAACCUAGGACUCGACGCCAUAUUUGUGUACACGAGGCACGGCCAGAUGGCGUCCUUGAUCUCCCGCAACCGCCCGAACCCUCCCGUUUUUGCUUUCACGAGCGAUGGCAGCACUCGCAUGGCACUGAAUCUGCUGUGGGGGGUCACACCGCUCCUUCUCGCGGACCUCUCGGAUGACAUGGAAGCCAACAUAGCCAAAUCCAUAGACCUUGUUAAAACCCGAGGGCUGCUCAAGAAGGGCGAUAUGGUCUUGAUCGUCUCAGAUAUUAUUCCAACCUCAACGUCUCAGACCGUGUUUCAGUCAAUCCAGGUUAAGACCGUCUGAGUGAUUUUUUUUAUUUUUUAUUUUUUAUUUUUGGAGAAGAAGUGAAAUGUGUUUGGGAUGAGGCUAUUGCAGUUUUAGUUCCAUAUUAGCACCAUUUUCUUUUGACGAAUUUAUGUAUCGUUUUUGUUGAUUUUUGAAGGGUGAUGUUUGAUGGCAAACUUUACUGA
Striga asiatica is the source of this 2203-nucleotide messenger RNA. The record is from the annotation of a GenBank genome assembly. NCBI's taxonomy places the organism in Eukaryota, Viridiplantae, Streptophyta, Magnoliopsida, Lamiales, Orobanchaceae.